Dicentrarchus labrax (European seabass) is the source of this 2316-nucleotide messenger RNA. Its product is annotated as ras-related protein Rab-11B. NCBI's taxonomy places the organism in Eukaryota, Metazoa, Chordata, Actinopteri, Moronidae. Gene Ontology annotation, molecular function: GTP binding; GTPase activity. The record is from RefSeq and is a predicted model, not a curated record. Gene Ontology annotation, biological process: constitutive secretory pathway; regulated exocytosis. Gene Ontology annotation, cellular component: recycling endosome. The transcript has 5 exons. The coding region runs from base 120 to 776 and encodes 218 amino acids.
CAAAACUCACGUGCUCGUUCUCUUCCUUGAAGGAGGUGCCUACUAGCUGCCGGUGGGAAGGGUUGUUGUUGUUGAUCGUGGGAAAGUACUUCAAAAAGUACAAAAACUAGUCUUCAAAAAUGGGAACCCGAGAUGAUGAAUACGACUACUUGUUCAAAGUUGUGCUAAUCGGAGACUCUGGAGUGGGGAAGAGUAACCUGCUGUCCCGUUUCACGAGAAAUGAGUUCAACCUGGAGAGCAAGAGCACCAUUGGGGUGGAGUUCGCCACCCGCAGCAUCCAGGUGGACGGCAAGACGAUAAAGGCCCAAAUUUGGGACACAGCUGGACAGGAACGCUACAGAGCUAUCACCUCAGCGUAUUACCGGGGUGCUGUUGGGGCUCUCCUUGUUUACGACAUCGCCAAGCACCUUACAUAUGAGAACGUUGAGCGCUGGCUGAAGGAGCUGAGGGACCACGCCGACAACAACAUCGUCAUCAUGCUGGUUGGGAACAAGAGCGACCUCCGCCACCUCAGGGCGGUCCCCACUGACGAGGCUCGAGCAUUCUCAGAAAAAAACACACUUUCAUUUAUUGAGACCUCCGCCUUGGACUCCACUAAUGUAGAAGAAGCCUUUAAGAACAUUCUCACAGAAAUCUACCGUAUCGUAUCUCAGAAGCAAAUUUCUGAUAGAUCUGGACAUGAUGAGUCUCCAGGCAACAACGUAGUGGACAUAAGUCUCCCCCCAACUACGGACGGGCAGAGGGGCAACAAACUCCCUUGCUGCCAAAGCCUGUGAUUUCCUGUUUGACUUUCUGUCAGUCUUUCCUCUCCUCACCUCUGGUUUACUUCAACUGUCAUGCUGCUGCCAUCAUGAUACCCUCAUGGGCUCAGACGUCUCUGACACCAAGACACUUGUAUUUGACAUUCCUUUUUGCUGGUUUCUUCUUUGUUUUUUCUUUUCUUGGUUCAUUUGUCUUCCUCUGAUUUCAGUCUGUGUAUAAAAAACUAUACAGCCUCGUAAUAACCUGGAGAGGGAGCAAGUGUUUUGCUAUUAUGAAGUUGAACUUAAAACUGUAGUAAAUUACAAUUUCUUUUUAAUUAACUAGCCUUUAUGGUCCCAUUGACCCGCUCCCGUUGAAGGAAUGGUGAGGGAUCAGUCAGCCUGUUUAUCAGAGCAAGUGGUUUCUACUUGCCUCUUUUCUCAGCUUGCAAUGAUACAGACUUGCUACAGUGGAAUCCCAAUUUCAUGUCUGGUUGACCUGAUUCUGUCUGUCAUGCAUUUCGGGUGUAGAGGAGGAGAUGAGACGAAGGUACCACCAGAGUAUUGAUGUGUACUCUGUCUGGAAUUUCUAUUUGCCUCUUAAUUGUAAUUUUCCUCUUUGAGUCCUGUGCCCACUGUGGCAUGAAAUUAGCAUGAGCCAGGGACCAGACUGGCUGCGACUGAGUUAAUAUGGGCAAGUGUAAAUCAAACUUAAGUGUUUUUAUUUGUGCGUGACUGUGUGUGUGUGUGUGUGUGUGUGUGUGUGUGAGAGUGUGUGCGUUAAUCUUAGUGCACAAAGAUACCAAAGGAGACGGAUGCAAUCAUUGUCAGUUUUAGGUUUUCUCAUUUAAACUUGUUAAAGGCUGCUAAGAUUGCAUUUCAUUGCUGUAUUUGGCAAACCAAUCCAAGCUAUUUGCAAAUAAUGUGUAAUGCUAUAUAGCAAAAGUAAUGUUAUAAAUUGUGCUGUGUGAUUUUAUUAUUUGUGGAAUAAUGGUGUCAGCCUGCAUCAAGCCUUGUGUUUCUCUUUUUGAGUUGGCUCAGUCGGCUGUCUCGAAAUGAAAAUCAGUUUUUUGCACUUACGUCCAAUAAUUUCAGUGGAACAAAUCCACUUAUUUUAAAAAUACACUUAACGUCUUUGAAACAUGUUUCUAUUGGUUGUUAAGGAAACUGUUGCAAAGACAAAAUUCUUUCUUGUCUUGAACAUUUUCCUCUAAUGUGCUCAGUUAACCUUUGCUGUCAUAUGAGUGAGAUAUCUGUUAAAGGGAAAUGGAUAAAGAUGUGUAUAAUAUGUUUCUUCAACACUGUCAGUCAGCCACAUUAACGUUUGCCAGUCGGAAAAGUAGAACUGAAAAUCAGAAAUGCAAAUUGUUUACAUGGUUGGCUGAAAUGCCCCCAUUUCACCCGUCUGGCACAGAUGCUUUCACGUGUGAUUGAUUGAAGUUCCUUAUGUCUCUUGUGAUAUUUAGCAUUUCUUCAAAAAAUAUAUGUAAAGGCAGCAAAUGUAAACAUGUUUUGCUACUUUCGCAUUACACAGAAAAUACUGAAGCAUAAAUAAACCUAAUCCACAUAUAGCCAA